Molecule: messenger RNA, 485 nt
Organism: Thecamonas trahens ATCC 50062
Lineage: Eukaryota; Apusomonadida; Apusomonadidae
Product: 60S ribosomal protein L24
Exons: 2
Coding region: 20-469 (149 amino acids)
Biological process (GO): cytoplasmic translation
Cellular component (GO): cytosolic large ribosomal subunit
Molecular function (GO): mRNA binding; structural constituent of ribosome
Source: RefSeq, a predicted model, not a curated record
ACUCUCACAUUCCGACAGAAUGAAGGUUGAGACGUGCGCGUUCUCUGGUCACAAGAUCUACCCGGGUAAGGGCAUGACCUUUAUCCGCAGCGACGCCCGGCUGUUCAAGUUUGGCUCGCGCAAGGCUCGCGCCCACUACAACAUGCGCCACAACCCGCGCAAGAUGGCGUGGACGCAGGUCUUCCGCCGCAUGCACAAGAAGGGCAACCUCUCGUCUUUCAAGGCCAAGAAGUCCCGCCGUGUUGUCAAGUUCCAGCGUGGCUUUGUCGGUGCCUCCCUCGCCGAGAUCCGCGAGAAGGUCCAGGCCCAGCGCGACCUCCGUGCCGUCAAGAAGCAGGCCGUCGCCAAGGCCAAGGGUGCCUCCGCCAAGCCGACCAAGGCCGAGCGCCGUGCCGCCAAGAAGGCCAAGCGCGCCGAGAAGGCCGCCAAGACCGUCAAGGCUGGCCGCCCCAACCUCGGUGGUCGCUAAAGCGAACCUUGCACCA